This is a messenger RNA of Dichomitus squalens LYAD-421 SS1, 1761 nucleotides long. Its product is annotated as mRNA capping enzyme, alpha subunit. Gene Ontology annotation, molecular function: mRNA guanylyltransferase activity; ATP binding; DNA ligase (ATP) activity. The coding region runs from base 26 to 1360 and encodes 444 amino acids. Lineage: Eukaryota; Fungi; Basidiomycota; Agaricomycetes; Polyporales; Polyporaceae. The transcript has 10 exons. Gene Ontology annotation, biological process: 7-methylguanosine mRNA capping; DNA recombination; DNA repair. Gene Ontology annotation, cellular component: mRNA capping enzyme complex. The record is from RefSeq and is a predicted model, not a curated record.
UUCUCCUCCGUCCCUCUACUCCAGCAUGGUCCGAAUACCUGACCUCCCUGGCAAUCCAAUCCCCCACAGAACCGACCAGGAGCUCUGGCUCAAACGUCACGUCGCAUUUCUCUGCCGUCUGGACAAUGAACGAUUCCCUGGUAGCCAGCCUGUCAGCUUUGCGGCGAAGGACCUAGAUAAGCUGGAGGCUCAAGAUUACUGGGUAGCCGAGAAGUCCGACGGCGUCCGCGUCCUCCUGCUCGUCCACACAGACAUGAACACCUCCGACCAGAUGUGCUACCUGAUCGACCGCCACAAUACAUAUCGUGAACUCCCUGGCCUCUUCUUCCCCCACCACGAGGACCCUCGCAAGCCGCUUCGCGACACGAUCGUAGACGGGGAGCUCGUUGUCGAUGUCGACCCCCGCACCAAACAAGAAACGUUGCGUUAUCUCGCGUUCGAUUGUCUUGUCGUUGAUAACCAGAACGUCAUGUCACGGCCCUUGGACAAACGAUACGGGCGGCUGCAGAAAUGGGUGUGGGAGCCGUACCGAAAGAUGAUGCGAGACCACCCGCAUAUGGCAUUACAGCAACCGUUCGAGUUCAAAGUCAAGGACGUCAAGUUCUCGUACCACGUGGAGGACGUCUUCAACAUCGACAUCCCGCAGCUGCAGCACGGCAACGACGGCCUCAUCUACACGUGCGUGAGCACGCCGUACGCGCCCGGCACGGAUCCCAACAUUCUGAAGUGGAAGCCCCCGUCGGAAAACUCGAUAGACUUCAAGCUCGUCCUCCGCUUCGCGCCGACCCCCGGGAAGCCCGCCGCGCCCGACUUCCAGACGAAGCCGAUCUUCGAGCUCCACGUCUGGUGCGGCGACGACCGCGGCGUGCCACGAUACGAGUUCUACGACGUCAUGCACGUCGAGGAUGACGAGUGGGAGAGCAGGAUGAAGAUGUCGAGCGAGCAGCUCGACGAGCGCAUCGUCGAGGUGCACUGGGACCCCGAGCUCGAGCACUGGCGCAUGAUGCGCUUCCGCGACGACAAGCCGAACGGGAACCACAAGUCCGUCGUGGACAACAUCAUCAAGAGCAUCGCCGACGGCGUCGAGAAGGAUGUCCUCCUGUCACGCUCGUCCGCGAUCCGCAACAAGUGGAAGGCCCGCGCGGCAGCGCCGGGCGGCGGGGCACCCCCACCCCCAGCCACGAAGGCUGCCCACCCUCCCCCGCCGAAGCCGAUACAGCACGCCCUCCCGCCGCCCCCUCCGCCGGUGCGGACCCAGCGGCCCGACGCGCCGCGCGUCGAGCAGCGGUACUCGCGCCUCGCGCCCUCCCCUUGGAGCAAAGUCACCGGGCCGGCCAUGGUCGGGGGCAUAUACCGAUGAGCGUGCAUCCCCCUUUGCCCCAGGGUGACUCAAGGGAAGGGCGCAUGCCGAGCUCAGCGCCGACGGUCGAGAGUCGGAUUGGCGAGACGGCGUGCGUGCGUGCAGUAUGCGAUGCGGCGGGUGGAAGCAUGCCUCGGGCGAUGGAAUCAUUCACGUGGGGCCGAACUAUUCGCGACGACGUUCGGCCUCGGAUGGUCGCGUGCCCGGGCACUCCCGCGUGUGCCUCACACCUUACCACAGCGUCGGGAGGGGUUGGUGGCGGCUGGUGGCCGAGGUUGUUGCCGGCUGCUGUCAGUGGUGUGUAGGGGGAGGUUUACGGUCGCGGUGUGUGGGUCUGCGUAGUCGGUGGCGGGCGGUCGCGAUGUACGUAGCUUUGUGUCCGGAAUGGAAUUGACCUUGUG